AUUGAACCUUUGGGGGAGGGAUCCUCUGCACAACUACGGCAGGAUAACGGCUGUACUUUUCGAGUAGUGCGGGUCGAGUCGAGCAGACGGAGGAGAGAGUCUAAACGAGGAGACUCAAAAAUAGCUUCCAAAGCUGAUUAGUUAUGACGGGAGGAAACAGAGGGGCUCCGCGGGAAUCUACGUAAAAUAAAGAGGAUGAGGAUUCCUCCGGUGUGGGCGCUCGGCGCUUGCCAGACUGGGUGAAGGCAAAACCAGGAGCUAAAGAAAAAAAUACCACCUGGGGCUGCAGAGUAGGACCUCCGUGCAGGUUCCCCCUGUUCCCAAGGUCACGCGGCCGUUGGCAGGGUGGAGCUUCUGACCCAUGGAGAAUUACUUCCAAGCCGAGGCCUUCAACCUGGACAAGGUGCUGGACGAGUUCGAGCAGAACGAAGAUGAGACGGACACGUCAAUUCUUUCUGAUGCCAAGUGGACGCAGAUCCUGGCCCCGCCUGCCCACAUGCUUUCCCUGAACCCCGCUCUGGCCCAUGCGGACAUCAGCCCCCGGGAGAGUCCUCUUCCCUUCAAGACCCUCCCUGACUCCUCAGGAACUGACCCUAAAAGACAGUCUGGGCCCGAACCUCCAUCCUUGGGAGGAGAACGGCCGGCGGACGUCCACAGCCCACCUCUCCCUCAGCCCAACAUCGGCAAGCUGGUGGGCGCCGAUGACCUCUCGCCUCUACCCGUUACGCCACGCAGUGUAGUGGAAAACGGCUGCCCCAGUAGCCCACAGCUGGAUGGGAUCGGCAAAGACAUCAGCUCCUCUGCUGAGGUCCAGCUUGGUAAUGAGGAGGGACCCGGAGAGAGGCCUUCCUCGGUUGGAGGAGGAGGCUCUCAUUUUACAUUUGAGACGGGAUUAGCACAGGAACAGACUCUUUCUGAGAGGGAUCAUCCAGAUGUGUCUCCUGCAGCUCAAAAUGGAGAGGAGUUAAAAGAUGAGAACAAUACAGUGGUUUUUCAGGACUUUGAGCAGGAAAGAAAUGGUUUAAAUUCAGAGGAGCAUGGAGAAAGUGUGAAUGGAAGUCAAAUUGUCCAGGCAGAGGUGGAGGAGAACAGUUUGUCUCCUCAUGGCAGGGAGAGAGCAGAAGAGGAAGAAAGAAAAUGUAGUCGAAAUGGACAAGUGGACCAGCAACAUAGAAAAAGAAGCCUUCCUAAUGGUCUGGAGAUGGAGAAUGGAAGCAGUUUGAAGAUUAAGGAAACGGAGAUUAAUGAGGACCUUUCUCCCUCUCCUGUCCCCUCUAAAGAGGACUCUGUAACUGAGGAGAAGGAAAUGGAAGAGAGCAAGCAGGAGAUGAGUGAUGGAGGAGCCGUGGGGUCAGGUAGCAUCCAACCAAAACUCGACAACAGCCGGCUUCAGCCUGUGAGCGUUCCCUAUGGAGGGGCACGCCCGAAGCAGCCAGUCAGCCUCAAACUCCAGAUCCCCCAGCCACUGUCAGGCCAGGUCCAGAUCCAGCUCAGCACCUCUGCAGGCGCCAAGAACAAGAACAUGGAGAACCACUGUCGAAGAGGCACGCCGACUGAACCGUCGCCCAGCGGGAAGGGCCAGAGUUUAGUCAGUGUGAACGGAAACGGAGGAACCCACUCUCUGUCGCCGAUGGCCUCGGAGAGCCCUGACAACGACCUACAGGCUGGGCAACAAGGGGUGCUCUGCAGGAAGGCUGCCAGCUCGCUGGGAGAGGUCGCUCCUGUGUGGGUGCCCGACUCCCAGGCCCCACUCUGCAUGAAAUGUGACGUCAAGUUCACCUUCACCAAGAGGAGGCACCACUGCAGGGCCUGCGGCAAGGUGUUCUGUGCAGCGUGUUGCAGUUUGAAGUGUAAGCUGGUCUACAUGGACAGGAAGGAGGCCCGAGUUUGUGUCACCUGUCACUCUGCCCUGACGAGCGUUCAAUCAACGGAGACACCAGCUUCUGCAGUCAAUCAGAGUCCAAACCCGAAUAACCCAGCGGAGUACUGCUCCACCAUCCCCCCCCUACAGCAGGCUCAGGCAUCCGGGGUCCUCAGCUCGCCUCCCCCCACAGUCAUGGUGCCUGUGGGGGUCCUGAAGCAGCCUGGCAAUGAGAGCUCCCUGACGCGGGACCAGAGGAGGGUGUGGUUCGCUGAUGGGGUUCUUCCAAACGGAGACAUUGCAGAGUCCUCCAAACCGUCCUCCUCUGGUUCAGUGUCCGCUCAGUCACGGGCUGUUUCCACAUGCUCAAAUAAAUCCUCCACAUCCGAGUCCUCAGAGGCAACCCAUUCCCCUGUCGCGCCGGCAGGCAGCCCCGUGGGCAGCUCCCUCAGUCUGAUCCCGGAGGACGGGCUCCCUCCCAUCCUCAUCUCCACCGGAGUCAAAGGAGGUACGGGAGGCCACAUCACAGAUUACGCAGUGGAGGAGAGACCCUCGGAGGUCGUCCUCAUGCAGCAGUUGGAGGAGGGAGGCCCAGACCCCCUGGUCUUUGUGCUCAAUGCUAACUUGCUUGCCAUGGUCAAGCUCGUCAACUAUGUUAACAGGAAAUGCUGGUAUGUGACGACUAAAGGCAUGCACGCCGUGGGCCAAGCUGAGGUCGUCAUUCUGCUCCAGUGUCUACCCGACGAGAAGACCAUCCCCAGAGACAUCUUCACCCACUUUGUGCACCUUUACCAAGAGGCACUAGGUGGCAACGUCCUGAGCCACCUGAGUCACUCGUUCUUCACACAGAGCUUCCUGGGCAGCAAGGAGCACGGCGGCUUCCUCUACAUCAGCCCCUCCUUCCAGUCGCUGCAGGACCUGCUGCUGCCCAACCCGCCUUACCUCUUCGGCAUCCUCAUCCAGAAGUGGGAGACGCCGUGGGCCAAGGUCUUCCCGAUCCGCCUCAUGCUGCGGCUGGGAGCAGAGUACCGUUUUUAUCCGUGUCCACUGUUCAGCGUUCGCUACAGAAAACCGCUCUUUGGAGAGACUGGGCACACAAUCAUGAAUCUGCUUGCAGACUUCCGUAACUACCAGUACACUCUGCCGGCGGUGAAAGGUCUGGUUGUGGACAUGGAGGUGAGGAAGACGAGCAUCAAGAUCCCAAGCAACCGCUACAAUGAGCUGAUGAAGGCCAUGAAUAAGUCCAAUGAACACGUGCUGGCCAUGGGGUCGUGUUUCAACGACCGGGCCGACUCCCAUUUGGUUUGCGUGCAGAACGAUGACGGGAACUACCAGACGCAGGCCAUCAGCAUCCAUCACCAGCCACGGAAAGUUACUGGAGCCUGCUUCUUUGUUUUCAGUGGUGCUUUAAAAGCCUCGUCAGGCUUCUUGGCCAAAACCAGCAUUGUAGAAGAUGGUGUGAUGAUCCAGAUCACCGCUGAAACUAUGGACUCCCUACGGCAAGCCCUGAAGGACAUGAAAGACUUCACCAUAACCUGUGGCAAGGCUGACCAGGAGGAGAACCUGGAGGUUGUCCACAUCUUGUGGACAGAAGACGACCACAACUUCAACAAAGGCGUCAUCAGCCCAAUCGAUGGAAAAUCUAUGGAGUCUAUCACCAGCGUGAAGAUCUUCCACGGCUCAGAGUUCAAAGCUAACGGCAAAGUCAUCCGCUGGACUGAGGUGUUUUUCCUUCAGAGCGAAGACCAACCCAACGGGCUGAGUGAUCCGGCUGACCACAGCCGGCUGGCAGAGAACGUGGCGCGAGCUUUCUGCAUGGCUCUGUGUCCACACCUGAAGCUGCUGAAGGAGGAUGGCAUGGCUAAACUAGGACUGAGGGUCACGCUGGACUCUGACCAGGUGGGUUACCUGGCAGGAAGUAACGGCCAGCCUCUCCUGCCGCAGUACCUGAGCGAUCUGGACAGCGCUCUGAUCCCCGUCAUCCACAGUGGGGCUUGUCAGCUGAGCGAGGGCCCCGUGGUCAUGGAGCUGGUCUUCUACAUCCUGGAGAUCAUCUCUUAGGAGGCCCCGAGGAGUCCCACCUACUUGCAGACUUUUCUUCUUCUUCUUUUUUUUAUUAACACCACCUCACAGCCUGGUCCUCCUUUAUCUCCCUCCAACCAUUCCCGCCUGAAAAAGACCCACAAAACUGUGCCAGGCCGGGUGGGGUAGCAUUCCUCCAGUCGAACCUAUGCAUCCACCCGCCGUCUGUCACGAUUCAGAGGUGUUUCGGUAUCUGAGGAAGCUCUGGGCGGAGUCUGUCCUGGUAGCCACACUUUUUGCCCAUUGAAGGUUUAAAAUUACAAAGAUUAAUGGUCCCAAAUCUUAGAGGCAGAUUUAAUAAUUUAAUAAACUGAUAUGUCAGCUUUUUUAAAUAAGCAAAGAUGAACUGAUGUGCAGAUAUGGCGCUUUGUGAGAAAUACAGUCUGGAGGCGAGCAGUCCAACCCAUUAGUGUCAUAUUUACACCAUCAGGUCAGGUUAAACACACAGAACUUCAGUGGAGUGAAGCUCCUCUCAGCUUAAAUCACAGAAACAAGCCGAUCAUUUAAAUAAUAAAACCACCGCCUGGAUCGAUCAGAGCAGCUGAAUGAACCCAGAACCUGCUGGUUAAGUCAGUCCAGUCAGGAUAUGUUCCUUAUGAACUCUACUAAUCCAAAUAAAAAUCUUUUUAUUUUUUAUUUGAGGUCAGAUGUCAAUUUUAUUAUCAUUUCUAAAUGGAACAUUAUUUCUCCAGUGAAAUCAAUUUAUUUUGUAAUAAUGCACAUAAAAAUACACUAAACCAACAGCCACCGUUUCACAAAACAACCACAAACGCCUUUAUUGAGAUUUUAUGUGAUGGACCGACGCCAAGCAGUGUGUCAUUUAGGAAAACGAUUCAUGAUUUUCAAAACAUCUUACAGAUAAAAUCUGCUGUCCAUUUGUAUUCAGGCCCCUGAGUUAAUACUUUAUAGCUCCACCUUUCACAGCAAUUACAGCUGCGAAGCUUUUUGAAUGUUUGUCAACAUUGGACGUCUAGAGCUUUAAGUGUUACUACAGAUUCAUGGUUGGACUUAUAUCUUGACUUUGACUGGGCCAUUCUAUUGUAGCUCUGGCUGCAUGAUGAAGGUUGUUGUCCUGCUGGCAGCGAACCUCCACCCCAUUUGUCCUUUGCUGGCCCUGACUGGUUUUCUUCCAGGAUCACCCAGUAUUUAGCUCCAUAUCUUAUCAGCGCUGACCAGCGUAUCUGUCCCUGCUGAAGAAAAGCAUUCACGCAGCAUGAUGCUGCCUCCAACCAUGUUUUAACAUAGGGGUGGUGAUUUUAGGGUGAAGUGCCGUGUUGGUUUUCCACCAGAUAUUGUUUUGCAUCUAGAGCUAAAGCUUCAAUCUUACCUGAUCCCCCUCUUCCACGUUAGCUUUGUUCCUACACAGCUUGUGACAAACUGCAAAAAGGACCUCUUGUUGCCUCCUUCUUUCCCCUCUUCCAUAAAGGCCAGAUUUGCAGAUGAGUAAAAGUUGUCCUGUUGAUUCUCCUACCUGAGCUGUAGACGUCUGCGGCUCCUCCAAACUUACCACGGCCCUGUUGGCUGCUGCUUUAAUUAUUGCUCUUCUUGACAUAUUUUCCAGUUUUCAGUGACAUGGGUUUGUGAAACAUGACCCUGCUUGAAAGGUCAACCUUCUUCCUGACAUGUCUGCUGUGGUCCUUGGUCUUCAUGAUGCUGUUUGUUCACCAAUGUUCUCCAACAAACCUCUGAGGGCUUAAUAUCUAUUUAUUAUUUAAGUGACGUCUAAACGCAGUUGGGUGCACAGAAUUUUGUUUAGGGGUAUCAUAGAAAUCGGGUCUGAUUUGAGAUUUGAGAAUUUUAAAAUAAAAAAUCGAUGCAUCAUUUUUUUCCCACUUCACAUCUACGCUGGACUUUUAGUCUUUCAUAUAAAAUGCCACUAAAAUACGUUGGAAGUUUGUGGUUGUAACAAAACAAAAUGUGAAAAUGUUUCAAAGCACUGUGGUUGGUUUCCUACUGAUUUGUCAAAACUUUGGUCUUGCCCCUAAUUGUUUGGUCAAAGAACAACGAUGGAAAACUUUGGAGGCCCAAGAAAUGCCAAAUUAGAAAGUAAAUCUUGUGAGAUCUGUGAUUACACCUUUGUACGUAACAUCUUCCAACAUCAACGCAGAGUUUGAGGCUUUAAGUGUGGGUGUUCGGACAGACCUGAUAGCUCCUGAGCUUCUUAUCGGACCAAUGUCACUGUGUCAGCCAGAGGCCCUGAAUCGAUGCACUCUGGGUAAAACCUGCCUCUGUGUAGCACGGAUUCUGUUGCAUAUCCAUCGCUCGGAUGGAAAAGGAGUCACUGGAGGUGGAGGAAGGUGGAAUUGUGAGGUGAAAUUUGAGUUUUUAUGCACCGUGGUGCUCAGUGCCUGCAGCAAAGAAUCAUCAAGGAGAGAAGAAAUCAUGACGGCUUCACUUCUUGAGCUUUACUCGUCAAUCGCCAAAUACGUUCGCCCACCAACAAUUGAAUAGACUUGUAUAUAUUUUUUUAAAUAAGAGCGACUGGUUUCUCCCGUCGUAAGGCCACCAUCGGUGGCCUCCAGAGAUCCCAGUAUUGGUGACAUCCUGGGAGAUAAGAUUAUAUGUUACUGACAUUUUAAAAAAGGUCCAGCUGUACAUAAAGAGGCAAAUCAAAUGUUUCUUCAGCAGCUUCUCAUCAUUCAGUCCUUUUAAUCAUUCAAACAAUAACUGUUAAAAAUGUAAAGAUAUAUAAAUAUAUACAGUAUAUAUAUAUAAGAGAUAUAAAAACUAAUUGCAGAAGCAGUGCACUGGAGUCUAAGCCAUUUACAGGAGUUAAGUUGAGCGACAGGGUGCCGCCGUGUCCCAGAAGGUCAUUUCAUUUGCCGCCUUCCUGCAGAAACCCGAAAUUUACUGACUGACCCGAGGCUGAAUGUAUCUAAUCUCCCAUUUUCUGCAUCCUUCCAAAGCCCUGAAAACAAAGACUCUGCAGCUCUCUGGAGACACUUUUUCAGGGGCAUCAACUGUUGUAGUGCAGCUAUGAAGAGAUCAGAUCCAUCUGCUCCUGAACACGCGUCCUCCUCCAGCAACUCGGACCUACGGAUAAAAUCUAUGAAUGUAUUCUACUUGUUUUUGUUCCCGUCAGAUUAACCACCAAAAAUAAAACAAACCCUGUACAGUAAUCAUUGUGUGAAGUUUCCAUCUAAUCUUGAUUAAAAGGGACAGUUUGAGAGGUUUUCUCAAGGCAUUUGUUAGACAAUCUGUUGAGAAUCUGCAGAAGAGCCAACAUUUCAAAUUAAAAGCCGUUAGUUUCUUUCAGGUAUUUUAGGAGCUCCUCUAAUAAAAGGCAAAACCACUUCCUGGUUGGGCUACUGUGAUCGUCCCAGAUGGUGUGCCUUCACUCUGUGGCGUUCAUCGGUCUCAUGCUUCUCCAAACAAACAGAUUGUUUUUCUGCGUCCUCGUUUACUGUUACAUUUUAUUUUGGAGUUAUCAGAUAUGUGCAAUAUGUCCUAAAUCUCCCAAAAAAGGUGCAAUUUGACUGGAAAAGUAGCAUUUUGUUUCUGUUAUUCAAUUGUAAAAAAUAAAAAAUUUGUCCAAAACUCUGAAAACACUGCAUGCAAACAGAGACAAAAAUCAUCUUUUGCAUUCUGACAACAAAUAAAUCCUGAAAAAUGCA
Girardinichthys multiradiatus is the source of this 7557-nucleotide messenger RNA. It is a transcript of the gene zfyve9a, whose product is annotated as zinc finger, FYVE domain containing 9a. Gene Ontology annotation, cellular component: early endosome membrane; endosome. Gene Ontology annotation, molecular function: metal ion binding. The transcript is spliced from 19 exons. The record is from RefSeq and is a predicted model, not a curated record. Gene Ontology annotation, biological process: liver development; endosomal transport. NCBI's taxonomy places the organism in Eukaryota, Metazoa, Chordata, Actinopteri, Cyprinodontiformes, Goodeidae. The coding region runs from base 362 to 3922 and encodes 1186 amino acids.